GAACACUUCCUGCAACAACUUCAAUGAUGAAACUUCAGUGCCACGUAUGGAGCCAACUGGUUCUAUGAAGUUGCAUAUCAGUUCUUAACUCAAAAAAAUAUUUAUUCGUUUAAGGGAACAGAGCGCCCUUCUUGCACAAUGUUGCUGGCUGUCCUGAGUUGGUUGUGUACCUCUCUCUUGGUCUCCGUCCGCGGCGGUAAACUGCCCGAGGCCGAGGUGAAUAUAGAGGUUUUGCACAGACCUUUCCUCUGUCAUCGAAAAUCAAAGUAUGGAGACAUUCUCCUAGUGCAUCACGAGGGAUAUUUCCAAAACGGUACAAUGUUUCACUCAAGUUAUACUGAAGGGGACAAGCAGGCAGUGUGGUUCACACUGGGCAUCCGAGAAGUGAUUAUUGGUUGGGAUAAAGGCCUGCAGGAUAUGUGCAGUGGAGAGAAGAGACGACUGACCGUGCCCCCAUCCCUCGCCUAUGGAAAGGAGGGCAGAGGGAAGAUCCCACCUGAGAGCACCCUGACCUUUGUCAUCGAGGUCAUGGAGAUCCGCAACGGGCCCAGGUCCCACGAGUCCUUCCAGGAGAUGGACCUCAACGAUGACUGGAAGCUCUCCAAGGAGGAGGUGAAGGAAUACCUGCGGAAGGAGUUCCAGCGCCACGGCUACCCCCCCAACGACACCCAUCACGAGAGCAUGGUCGAGGACAUCUUCGUGAAGGAGGACGAGAACAAGGAUGGCUUCAUAUCCUCCCGAGAGUUCACCUACAAGCACGAUGAACUUUAAAACACAUUCCACGCCGUAGUUCUCUGACUCACUCCUGUGUUGUACCUCAGUUUUGCGUGUUUGCUGUGACAUCUGAUUGUGAACCUUUGGGUGGAUGUUGUUGAAGAUAAUGGGUGUCAAAUAAUUGCAACAUCAGUUCAUGUCCUUGUUUAGCAUGCAUUUGGUGUAGGAAAAUGUCUCUCGAACUGUUUAAUAUCCAUUCGGUAAACCUGAAACAGAAUUGUUAAACAUGCAGUAUUUUGUUAUUUUUAUAAAACCCAGAACAUCUUUGGUCGUAAAACAAUUUCAGUUAAAGUUCAUUUUUUCACAUACAAUAUUAUACAUGUACAAGGUGCAAUGCAUUUCCUAGCCAUGCUUGACACACUGUAAGAGCUCCAAGUAACUGUGAUCUCUGAUACUAUGGACCAAAUGCCUUGUUACACCAAAAAAAUCUUUGAUGGUCCACCAAACCUUCUUAUGACUAAAAUAUUCUAGAUUGCUCUAGAUAAUUCAUAAUAUUUCUGACCAAUAAACUACUACACUUUG
Gadus macrocephalus (Pacific cod) is the source of this 1296-nucleotide messenger RNA. RefSeq names its product FKBP prolyl isomerase 14 (gene fkbp14). Bases 139 to 771 code for a protein of 210 amino acids. The transcript is spliced from 4 exons. Gene Ontology annotation, molecular function: peptidyl-prolyl cis-trans isomerase activity; calcium ion binding. NCBI's taxonomy places the organism in Eukaryota, Metazoa, Chordata, Actinopteri, Gadiformes, Gadidae. The record is from RefSeq and is a predicted model, not a curated record.